AUGUCAAAUAUUUCAGAAGUUACUUUCAAGUCGCCUGAAGUCGAUAUGACAACUCCAUGUACCGAAUCCAACGAAAAUUCUUGCGAAAUCGCGUCGAAAAGAUGCGACCAGUUCUCCAGCCCGGCGUUAAGACCGCGGCAUAGUUCAAUGCCGAACACAGAGGUACAGAUGGCUUCAGCGGGUGAUGCCACCGACGUGGAAUUGGAAUUUCCGUCUGCGGAUAAUGCAGCCGACCUGAGAUUGGAAUCGCCGUCUACGGGUGAUGCAGCCGCCAUCAUGAGAUUGGAAUUUCCGUCUGCGGAUAAUGCAGCCGACCUGGGAUUGGAAUCGCCGUCUACGGGGGAUGCAGCCGCCAUGGGAUCGGAAUCGCCGUCCACGGGUGAUGCAGCCGCCAUGAGAUUGGAAUCGCCGUCGGUCGCUUCAACGCAGGAGCCGGCGAUGAUUGCCUCACAGCCUGCAGCCUGCAACGACUUGAGACGGCAAACGGUUUCGGCCGAGCCGUCAAGUGGCCCGUCCGAAAUCAUCGUGGCCAACUAUGCAAGUCCUACGUUCAGGCUCUACAGUGCGUUGCUGAACAAGGCGAUUGUGACGCCUAUUUCCACUGAAGUCGUCACGGAUCCGCCGUUCGUAUCUUCACCGGCCGAGUUUUCACCGACCGAGUCUUCUCCGUUUCAGUCUCCACCGUCCGAGUCUUCACCAUCCGUACAUUUGACGUCCGAGUCUUCACCGUUGGCAUCGUCCCCGCUCCAU
Acyrthosiphon pisum (pea aphid) is the source of this 750-nucleotide messenger RNA. Its product is annotated as putative protein TPRXL. The record is from RefSeq and is a predicted model, not a curated record. Lineage: Eukaryota; Metazoa; Arthropoda; Insecta; Hemiptera; Aphididae. The transcript has a single exon. The annotation marks the transcript as partial.